Molecule: messenger RNA, 1007 nt
Organism: Balearica regulorum gibbericeps (East African grey crowned-crane)
Lineage: Eukaryota; Metazoa; Chordata; Aves; Gruiformes; Gruidae
Source: RefSeq, a predicted model, not a curated record
AGGCCAUACGUCUGCGAUUAUGAAGGCUGCGGUAAAGCUUUCACGAGAGAUUUCCACCGCGCUCGACACCUUCUUACGCACACUGGGGAAAAGCCGUUUGAGUGCACAGCUGAUGGAUGCAAUCAGAAAUUUGGAACAAAAUCAAACUUAAAGAAGCACAUUGAGCGCAAGCAUGAGAAUCAGCAAAAGCAAUAUGUGUGCGACUUUGAAGGCUGUAACAAGUCUUUCAGGAAACAUCAACAACUUAAAGUUCAUCAGUGUCACCACACCAAUGAACCUCCCUUCAAAUGUAAUAAUGAAGGAUGCGGGAAGUAUUUUUCUACUCCUAGUCGACUAAAGCGGCACGAGAAGAUGCAUGAAGGCUAUACGUGCAGGAAAGAAAACUGCUCAUAUACUGGAAAAACUUGGACAGAGCUUCUAAAACAUAAUAAAGAACGUCAUACAGAGCCAAUAGUUUGCGGUGAGUGUUACAAAACUUUUAAACGGAAAGAUUACCUCAAGCAGCAUCAAAAAACACAUGCUGUGGAGAGGGAAGUCUGUCGAUGCCCAAGAGAAGGAUGUGGGAGAACUUACACAACUGUAUUUAACCUUCAAAGCCAUAUCCUCUCUUUUCAUGAGGAGAAAAAACCAUUCUCUUGUGAUUAUCCAGGCUGUGGAAGAGUGUUUGCAAUGAAGCAGAGCCUAGCAAGGCACACAGUUGUACAUGAUCCUGAAAAGAGAAAGCUGAACUUGAAAGCAAAACGUUCUCGUCCUAAGAGGAGCUUAGCCUCUCGUCUGAGCGGCUACAUUCCUCCUAAAACACAGCCAGGAAAGGAUGCGGUUGUGACAGAAAGCAAGACAAUGGGUAAGCCCAUGGAAAAUGAAAUGCCAACUGUUGAAAUUCUGACUCUGCAGUAGAGGUUAACUGAGACAACUUUCUUCAUGGAAUGACCACUGCAAAACUCAGCAAUAACUUUAUUUUUUAUUAAAUAAGAAAUUAAUAUUGUUUAUACCUCUUCAUAAAGUCA